Staurois parvus is the source of this 399-nucleotide messenger RNA. The record is from the annotation of a GenBank genome assembly. NCBI's taxonomy places the organism in Eukaryota, Metazoa, Chordata, Amphibia, Anura, Ranidae.
AAUGUCAUUUUUUUUAAAUUUUCAAAUUUGCCUCCGGUUCCGGCGCCCGUACGUCCCGAUGUCACAGGGACCGAAACACGGAAACCAGAUGCCGGCAUCGGCUGGAGGAGAUGGCCGGGGACACUGCAGGGGACGCAUCGCGGGAGCGAAGGACAAGGUAAGCGCUGUAGGGAAUCCCUGUGCAACGCCGCAUGGUAAGCCCGAGUGUAGCUCGGGGUUACCACUUUUGGUACUGAAACUUUACCCCGAGCUACACUUGGGAAUACCACCAGGGAGGUUAACGAAUAGGGGGAGGUUUACUAAAACUGGAGCACCCAGAAUCUGGUGCAGUUGUGCAUAGUAGCCAAUCAGCUCCUUACUUCAGCUUGUUCAAUUAUGCUUUGACAAUAAAAUCUGGUU